This is a messenger RNA of Chelmon rostratus (copperband butterflyfish), 2294 nucleotides long. RefSeq names its product TBC1 domain family, member 22a (gene tbc1d22a). Gene Ontology annotation, biological process: activation of GTPase activity. The coding region runs from base 129 to 1781 and encodes 550 amino acids. NCBI's taxonomy places the organism in Eukaryota, Metazoa, Chordata, Actinopteri, Chaetodontiformes, Chaetodontidae. Gene Ontology annotation, molecular function: GTPase activator activity. The transcript has 14 exons. The record is from RefSeq and is a predicted model, not a curated record.
AUCAACAUGGCAGCUUUUUGAGUUUUGGAGGAGGGGACCUGGUGUAAAUAAACACAAAUUUCACGUUUUACAGUUAACGACAGCGUUCGCGUUUUUGUGUUGAGAACUGGUUGGGCCGUAGAGGUAAAAUGUCGACUGACGGAAAUAAAAAACAGUUCUGGAAAAGAAACGCAGCGAAGGUUCCUGGCAGCAUUCAGCAUGUGUACGGCGCACAGCAUCCACCUUUCGACCCUCUCCUUCAUGCUAACCUGAUUAAAGCAGGUAACAAGCCUCCUCCGGCCACACCAGGCAAGCCCAAGAAGGCCACCACCUUCCAGGAAUUUGAGAGCAUCACAAGUGAUGCCUGGGAUGUCGGGGAUGAUGAUGACGAGUUGCUGGCCAUGGCUGCACAAAACCUUAAUAUUGAGGUGGUUAUGGAGACAGCAAAUAAGGUGAUUGAGAAUCACAGCAAGCAGCAGGAGAGACAGAGGCAGGAUGACACAACAGAGCUGGAACAGAGAGAAGAGGAUACUCAGGAGGAGGUUGUAGAGGACGAGGAGGAGGACGAGGAAGAGGAGGAGGACAGGGUUGGGGAAGGAGACGUGACCAGCCCAGAGGUGUCGUUUGCCUCCCAGAGCAGCCCUUAUACUGAUGGUCGCCUAGUUAAGUCCCACAGCGAAGCUCCAAUUGGGUCACCUAAAGAUGCAGCAGGUGAGCGUGCAGCCCUCCACAGACAGCGGUCUCUGCCCCACCGGCCGCCCGUCAUCCCGCUCGUGGCUCGCAUGGCUGACCAGAACACAUCUGGCACCCCGGCCAUGACCGAGAGGGAAGCAUCCCGUCUGGAUAAGUUCAAACAGUUGCUGGCUGGGCCCAACACAGAUCUGGAGGAGCUGCGGAAACUCAGCUGGUCUGGAAUCCCACGACAGGUCCGACCGAUAACGUGGAAACUCCUUUCAGGUUACCUACCAGCUAAUGCGGAAAGGAGAGACAGCGUCCUACAGAGGAAGAGACAAGAAUAUUUUGGCUUUAUCCAGCAAUACUAUGACUCCCGCAAUGACGAACACCAUCAGGACACAUACAGACAGAUUCACAUUGACAUACCGAGAACUAAUCCUCUUAUUCCUCUCUUUCAACAAGCUUCUGUCCAAGAGAUUUUUGAGCGGAUCCUGUUCAUUUGGGCCAUCCGCCACCCGGCCAGCGGCUACGUGCAAGGCAUCAACGACCUGGUCACGCCGUUCUUUGUCGUCUACGUCUUUGAGUACAUUGAGGAGGAAGUGGAAAACUUUGACGUGUCCAGUCUUCAGGAAGAGGCUCUGAGGAACAUUGAGGCUGACAGCUUCUGGUGCAUGAGCAAACUGCUGGACGGCAUCCAGGACAACUACACAUUUGCCCAGCCAGGCAUCCAGAGGAAAGUCAAGGCCCUGGAGGAGCUGGUCAGCAGGAUUGAUGAGUCUGUGCACCGCCACAUGCAGCAGUACGAGGUGGAGUACCUGCAGUUUGCCUUCCGCUGGAUGAACAACCUCCUGAUGAGGGAGCUGCCACUACGCUGCACGAUUAGACUGUGGGACACCUACCAGGCUGAACCAGAGGGCUUCUCCCAUUUCCACCUCUACGUGUGUGCCGCCUUCCUGGUGAGGUGGAGGAAAGAAAUUCUAGAAGAGAGAGAUUUUCAGGGUCUGAUGAUCCUCCUGCAAAACCUCCCCACAAUGCACUGGGGCAAUGAGGAAGUGAGCGUACUGCUGGCUGAAGCCUACAGGUUGAAGUUUGCCUUUGCUGAUGCGCCCAACCACUACAAGAGAUGAUGAGCGUGGCUCCGUGCAGCCGCUCCCCUCCUCCUCCUCUUCCUCGUCCUCAUCCUCCUGCUCUUGUUCCUCCUUUCCUGCCCUGCAGUCGCCGACUGAACUUAGAGGCCUCGAUUCCUCUGUGGAAGGACCUCCCCUUUUCUUAACCCCCCUCUACUGUACCGCCCAAUGGGCCUGUCAGCUAUUAAGAGAUUUGAAUCAGCCGAUGACUGAGAGGACGUGCUGUGUAGCAUUCUAACAUGUUGACGUGGAGCCUUUUUUUUAUUAUUAUUAUUUUGAAAUGUGCACUCCCUUCAGUCCAGUGCAGAACCGUCUUCAUCGCUGAAGACUUUUUGUUGGGAGUUCGGUCCGCUCAAGCCAACGCCUCAAAGUACAACCUCAAGCCUGAAGCAGGGCCACGAGCUGCUCAGCGCCGCUGGGGGGCAGUCUGGCUGAGAAACAUGUUCUUUUCUUGUAAUUGUUAUUUCCAUUAUCAUGGCAAUAUAUUGCUUUUUGUUCCCGGAAGCAAAAAGG